AUGAGCAAUAUUAUUGUCCCUCUACCAGCCAACGUUGUCCCAGACAUAGGUGAUCCAGGAUGGAUGAGCAAAGGCGACAACGCAUGGCAAAUGACGGCGGCGACGUUAGUCGGACUACAAAGCGUACCGGGACUAAUAAUUCUAUAUGGGGGAGCGGUUAAGAAGAAAUGGGCGAUAAACUCAGCGUUUAUGGCUCUAUAUGCGUUUGCGUGUGUGUUGGUGUGUUGGGUUGGGUGGGGUUAUCGGUUGUCGUUUGGGGAAAAAUUGGUGCCGUUCUGGGGGAAGCUGAAUGUGGCAUUGGAUCAAGAGUAUCUGUUGCAACAAGGUUUUGCUGGGAAGUUUCCAGCGGCAACAAUGGUGUUUUUUCAAUUUGUGUUUGCGGCAAUUACAUUGGUUCUGAUUGCUGGGGCUUUGCUGGGGCGUAUGAAUUUUUAUGCUUGGAUGUUGUUUGUGCCACUUUGGCUUACGUUUUCUUAUACGUUUGUGGCGUUUAGUAUUUGGAGUCCUGAGGGGUUUUUUGCUAAAAUGGGACUCAUUGAUUACUCUGGUGGUUAUGUUAUUCAUUUGUCCUCUGGUGUUGCUGGCUUCACUGCUGCUUAUUGGGUUGGGCCACGGUUGUCGAAGGACAGAGAAAGCUUCCCUCCGAACAACAUUCUUCUCAUGCUAGCGGGAGCAGGGCUGUUGUGGAUGGGUUGGACUGGUUUUAACGGGGGCGACCCCUACGCCGCCAACAUCGACGCCUCACUGGCUGUUCUUAACACCCACGUUUGCACCGCCACCAGCCUCCUCACUUGGCUCAUCUUCGACAUCAUCUUCUUCAGAAAGCCCUCUGUCAUCGGCGCCGUCCAGGGCAUGAUCACCGGCCUCGUUUGCAUCACCCCCGCCGCAGGAGUUGUUCAAGGAUGGGCAGCAAUUAUAAUGGGAGUGCUAUCAGGUUCAAUCCCAUGGUUCACAAUGAUGGUUGUUCACAAGAAAUCCGCCAUUCUUCAAAAGGUAGACGACACAAUGGCCGUCCUCCACACCCACGCCAUCGCCGGCAGCCUCGGUGGCAUUUUAAGCGGCAUCUUCGCCGAGCCACACCUCAACAAUAUCUUCUACGGCAACUACAACCAAUACAUCGGCCUUUUCUACGGCUUCAAUACAAAACAAGUCAGACUCGGCUUCCGCCAACUCGGCGUCCAACUCCUCGGAAUCAUCUUCGUCACCCUCCUCAACGUCAUCGUUACUAGCCUUAUCUGCGUCCUCCUCCAAUACAUUGUCCCGCUCCGGAUGUCGGAGGAGGACAUGGCUAUCGGAGACGAAGCCGCCCACGGUGAAGAGGCCUACGCCAUUUGGGGCCAAGGUGAGAAGAUGGAUUCUUCUAAGUAUGAUGUAGAGGCCCCAAUUGCGGCCGCUAAACAUAGGCAUGCAGCUGGUCAGGUUGAAAUGACUUGAGGCUUUUGUUUUUCGUACUUCUUUUUGUUUAGUUUACAGGCAUGAGAGAUUGAAUGAUCUAUGUCGUGAUUGAUUAGUUGACUCGAAUUUGGGUUUGCAUGCUACUUUAA
Cucumis melo (muskmelon) is the source of this 1544-nucleotide messenger RNA. RefSeq names its product ammonium transporter 2 member 5-like. The coding region runs from base 1 to 1434 and encodes 477 amino acids. Gene Ontology annotation, molecular function: ammonium channel activity. Gene Ontology annotation, biological process: ammonium transmembrane transport. Gene Ontology annotation, cellular component: plasma membrane. The record is from RefSeq and is a predicted model, not a curated record. The transcript has 3 exons. NCBI's taxonomy places the organism in Eukaryota, Viridiplantae, Streptophyta, Magnoliopsida, Cucurbitales, Cucurbitaceae.